AUGCAAUCAGAUAGUGGCAAGUUAUUUAUCGGUGGAAUAUCGUGGGACACCAACGAAGAGCGACUCAGGGAGUAUUUUAGUACUUAUGGGGAGGUUAAGGAAGCCGUGAUCAUGAAGGAUCGGACAACUGGUAGAGCUCGUGGAUUUGGUUUUGUUGUUUUCAUUGAUCCGGCUGUUGCAGAGAUUGUUAUCCAGGAGAAGCACAACAUCGAUGGGAGGAUGGUUGAGGCGAAGAAAGCUGUUCCUAGAGAUGAUCAAAACGUAUUGAGUAGAACGAGUGGCAGCAUCCACGGUUCUCCCGGUCAAGGUCGCACGAGAAAGAUAUUUGUUGGAGGUUUAGCUUCUACAGUGACAGAGAGUGAUUUCAAAAAGUACUUUGAUCAGUUUGGGACUAUAACAGAUGUUGUAGUAAUGUACGAUCACAACACUCAGAGGCCGAGAGGAUUUGGAUUUAUCACGUAUGAUUCCGAAGAAGCUGUUGACCAGGUCUUACUUAAGACGUUUCAUGAAUUGAAUGGUAAAAUGGUUGAGGUCAAGCGAGCAGUUCCUAAGGAGUUAUCGCCAGGACCUACCCGCUCACCUCUCGGUGGAUACAACUAUGGUCUGAGUAGGGUUAAUAGUUUCUUGAAUGGCUUCAAUCAGGGGUAUAGUCCGAGUGCUGUUGGAGGCUAUGGACUUCAGAUGGACGGUAGGUUCAGUCCGGUUGCUAGUGCUAGAAAUGCAUUUGCACCGUUUGGAUCUGGUUAUGGAAUGGGUAUGAAUUUUGAGCCGGGUUUGAGUCCUGGAUUUAGAGGGAAUGCAAAUUUCAAUGGCAAUCUUAGCUAUGGACGGGGCUUGAAUCCGUACUUUAUCGGCAGCUCCAAUAGGUUUGGCAAUCCUGUUGGAUAUGAAAGUGGUAACGGAGGAAACAAUUCUUUCUUCAGUUCCGUGACUCGGAAUUUGUGGGGGAAUGGAAGCCUUAACUAUGGGACAAAUUCUGCGAAUUCCAAUGCAUACAUUGGAUCGGGAAGUGGAAAUGUUGGAGGAAAUGCAUUUGGAAAUACUGGAGUCAACUGGAGUUCCUCGUCGAUUUCUGGACACGGGGGAGGGAACAAUGUGUCACCGGGUAGUGGCAACCUCGGAUACGGAGGUGGCAACAACGGUUACGGAUUGGGGACUGAAGGGUAUGGAAGAAGCAGCGGUUCCUCUCUUGCACCAACAUCUUCAUACUCUACAUCAAAUGGUGGUGGUGGUGUUGAUGGUUCUUUCAGUGAUUUUUACAGCAAUAGUUCAGUCUAUGGGGACUCCACUUGGCGGUCUGCAAAUUCUGAACGAGAUGGAUCUGGUCCCUUUGGUUACGGACUCGGUGGUGCAGCUUCAGAUGUUUCUGUCAAAACUUCUCCUGGUUAUGUUGGUGGUUAUACUGUUAAUAAAAGGCAGCCAAAUAGGGGAAUUACUACAUAG
Lathyrus sativus (Indian pea) is the source of this 1443-nucleotide messenger RNA. NCBI's taxonomy places the organism in Eukaryota, Viridiplantae, Streptophyta, Magnoliopsida, Fabales, Fabaceae. The record is from the annotation of a GenBank genome assembly.